UUCUUAACUUAACUUAAUCUAACAUUGGAGCUAAGCAACUAAAAACAUAGGGAAGUUACUGUUUUGUUAAAAUAAAAAAAUAUAGGCCUAUAUGCAAGCCGGUUUAAAUUUCAGAAGAUAACGCAUGGAGGAAAGGGACGCAACUUCAAAUAUACACAACUGAGAGACUUCAACAGGAAACAAAAUGCCCCUUUUUGGCCCAAAGUUCACCCCAAAGAAAACACCACCUCGGAGAUCAUCGUCUCUGAAUAACUUAAACAAGCUUGAGAGUUCUAUCCGAGAGGAAGAAUAUGGAUUACAGUACGAUGUCGCCCGACUCAAACUAGGUGGACAGGAACUCAAGUUUGAUAAAGAAAAUGGUGUCUGGAUAUCAGAUGGAGGGGGAGGAGGUGGUGGUGUAAGCCAGCGAGAAUUUAUGAAAUUGCGAAAGCAAAACCAGAAUUUACUUGAGGAGAACAACUUGUUGAAAUUGAAGAUGGAGGUCCUUCUUGAUAUGGUAAGUAAAAAUGGUGCCAACGGCUGUCAGUAAGCCUACUCAAUUACA
This is a messenger RNA of Anneissia japonica, 544 nucleotides long. Its product is annotated as protein chibby homolog 1-like. The transcript has 3 exons. Bases 185 to 529 code for a protein of 114 amino acids. NCBI's taxonomy places the organism in Eukaryota, Metazoa, Echinodermata, Crinoidea, Comatulida, Comatulidae. The record is from RefSeq and is a predicted model, not a curated record.